GGAAGACUGACUAGUUUUCCACUCUCAAUCAAUUGCCUUCAAACGAAAUGGGUAGAAACCAGUUUAAAGCCAAGCAAGAUACGAACGUAGCACCAAAGGCUGUUGAAGCUUUGCUCUCUGCCUUCGAUUCACCGAGCAAUGAUAACUUUGCUCUCGUGACGCAAGGAAUUGACCGCCAUAGACUUCGAAUCUUUGAUCCACGAUCCAGUACUAUUAAAUCCGACUUUUCUUCCAGCAAAGAGGAUAAAUUCACAUGUCUAGCCUGGGGAACUAGCAGAUCUGACGUUGACAUGAGCAAAGCAUCUAAGAAGAAGAGAAAGACUUCUUCCAACAGCCAAAAAGUGCUAGCCCUCGGCUUGCAAAAUGGAUCUAUUGCUAUAUACUCGCCUGUUCACGGAAGAAUUGUGAAGACUCUCGCUGGGUCACACACUCUGCCCAUCAAUGACUUCGUUUUCAACCAAGCUGGUAAUGUUGGUUACUCAGUUUCUGAAGACCACCACGUUGUUGAGUGGGAUAUUGAAGAAGGAAGAGAAAUCAGCAAGUGGAAGGCCGACUCAAAGAGCAUCAAAAAGUUGGCCCUUAACCACAGUGAAACUAAGCUGGCAACUGCAGGACACACCAUCAACAUUUGGGAUCUAGCAACGAAAAAGAUCUCCAAGAAAUUCACUGGUCAUGCAAGCGCUAUCACUAAUGUUCUCUUUGGUGCUAACGACGAUAUCUGUGUCUCCAUCGCUGAAAAUGACCGUUAUGUCAACGUUUGGGAUUGCUCAUCUCAAUCUGACGAUUCCGGUAACAUCACCGCCUUGACAAUGGAUAACGACAUCGUACAUGUCGAUAUCUCUUCAACCGAUAACACAGUGUUAGCUUUGUCUGAGGAUGGUAUUACUGGUAUCUGGCAAAAUGCCUCCUCCCCUACAUCGGCUUCAGCAGCCUCCUCCGGACCCAAAUCAAAAAGAAAGAUUCGGUCAACCACUCGACAGCCAGAUUCCUCCAUCAAGGUUGUCUCAAGCGAUGAUGAAUCUAGUACCAUUCCCAUAUUAAUGACAGCCUUCAUGUCGGGAAGCGACAAAGAUUUUGUUAUCAUUGCUCGUGGUUCUACAAUCAAGCCAGCUUUUGAGACUGUGCGAGUUCUCGAUGCCUCUGGAUCUUUGUCACAGGAUAUUGUCUUGACCAGACAAAAUGUAAAUGGUUACCUCGUAGACAAAGCGUCACUUGCAGCAAGCAACUUGAAAACUACCCAGAAGAAAUACGAUGAAUCAUCUGUUACAGUACUGGGUAACACUGACUUUGCCAUUUCAAAUCCUGCUUUGGCUCAAGAUGAUGAUGAUGAAGAAGAUAGCAACCAAAAUGAACCAUCAAUAGAGCAAAAGUUGUCAGGUUUGGCAGUUGAAGAGUCUGGUGCCGGAAACAACACUGGAGCUCAAAACGGAAAACCAAACAAGUAUGCUACUCCAUCUGCCAGUUCAUUGCAACAAAUGCUUGUCCAAGCACUUCAUUCCAACGACACGCAAUUGUUGGAGGCUUGUUUGACGUACAGUAACCCCGAGAUCAUUCGAAAUACUGUGCGAAGACUUCCCACCACCUUUGUCAUUCCGUUCUUACAGCAAAUUGUUGACAAGUUCCAAGAGAGACCAAACCGUGGUAAAGCGCUUUUGGAAUGGAUCAAGGCAAUUCUCUUAAUACACACUGCAUACCUGAUGACUGUUCCUGAUCUGGUUGGUAAACUCUCCAAUUUCUAUAAGGCACUGGAUAUACCACCAACGAACCUAUCAAUGUUUAUGUUGAGGAAGACGAAGAAGAAGAGUUUGAAGAUGAGAUGAUCGGUGAAGAGGAAGAUGAAGACGAUGGUGAUAUGAUGGAGUAUGAUGAUGAGGAAGAAGAUGAAGAUGAGGACGAUGAUGACUUGGAUGAAGACUUAGAUAGCGACGAUGAAGAGUAGAUGAUCACAUCCUUCUAUAGACUAUCUGAUUCUCGCCUAGAAACCAUAAUGCAUUUCAAAUUUUUUUUUUUCAAUAUACAUCGUUCUUGUCACACCAAAUGCCUUUUUGUCCAAGCCCUUAACGGGCGGCGAAACCGUAAAUAGAAAUCCACGAGUUUG
Umbelopsis ramanniana AG is the source of this 2098-nucleotide messenger RNA. RefSeq lists its product as uncharacterized. Gene Ontology annotation, biological process: maturation of SSU-rRNA from tricistronic rRNA transcript (SSU-rRNA, 5.8S rRNA, LSU-rRNA). Gene Ontology annotation, cellular component: nucleolus. The record is from RefSeq and is a predicted model, not a curated record. NCBI's taxonomy places the organism in Eukaryota, Fungi, Mucoromycota, Umbelopsidomycetes, Umbelopsidales, Umbelopsidaceae. Gene Ontology annotation, molecular function: protein binding. The transcript is spliced from 9 exons. Bases 48 to 1820 code for a protein of 590 amino acids.